Messenger RNA from Morone saxatilis (striped sea-bass), 2575 nucleotides. RefSeq names its product acyl-CoA dehydrogenase family, member 11 (gene acad11). Gene Ontology annotation, molecular function: oxidoreductase activity, acting on the CH-CH group of donors; flavin adenine dinucleotide binding. Gene Ontology annotation, cellular component: mitochondrion. The transcript has 20 exons. The record is from RefSeq and is a predicted model, not a curated record. The coding region runs from base 100 to 2436 and encodes 778 amino acids. Lineage: Eukaryota; Metazoa; Chordata; Actinopteri; Moronidae.
AUCCGGCUACUAUCUUUUUCUUUUUUUUUUUAAUCCACUAUCAACACUGCUAAAGUUGGCUCAGCGACGCACCUGGACAUUUUUAAUGCACUCGGAAACAUGGACGAGCUAACAACUCCUGUACGACAGCAACAUAAAUUCAAUGUUAGCAAACUUUUAACUUACCUGUCUGGCAAGUCACUUGUGUCAAAUAAUGACACACUCACUGUCAGACAGUACAGCACUGGUCAGUCAAACCCGACCUUCCUAAUCCAAACACCGUCAAACAGCUUUGUUCUCAGGAAGAAACCCCCAGGUGAGCUGCUGCCAGGGGCUCACAAGGUGGACAGGGAGUACCGGGUGCAGAAGGCCCUGUUCCCUACUGGCUUCCCUGUACCUCAGCCUUUCUUGCACUGCACUGAUUCUGAAGUUAUUGGAACAGAGUUCUACUUGAUGGAGCAUGUGAAGGGGCGUAUAUUCAGUGAUCAACGUCUCCCUGGAGUGAGUCCAGCAGAGAGAACAGCUCUCUAUGUGGCAGCUGUGGAGGUGUUGGCCAAGCUACAUUCACUGGACCUGGCAUCACUGAACCUUGAAGGGUAUGGAAAAGGAUCAGGCUACUGCAAGAGACAAGUUUCCACCUGGACGAAGCAGUACGACGCAGCAGCCCACAGAGACAUUCCAGCCAUGAAUGAACUGUCUGAUUGGUUGAUGAAGAAUUUGCCAGCCAGUGAUAACGAGGUCACACUUGUCCACGGAGAUUUCCGAUUUGACAACUUGAUAUUCCAUCCAACUGAGGCACGUGUGAUAGCAGUGUUGGACUGGGAGCUGUCUACCACUGGGCAGCCCUUGGCAGACUUGGCCUACUUCCUCAUGCACCACUUCUGGCCUACGACCUUCAACGUCAUCAGCACAAUAGGCAGCUUGAAAGGAAUAGAAGGUAUCCCAACUGUGGCUGACCUGAUCUCCAUUUAUUGCCAGUGCCGGGGGAUCCCAUCUGCUUUGCCAUCACUGAAUUUCUAUCUGGCCCUGUCUAUCUUUAAAAUGGCAGGAAUUGCCCAGGGGAUCUAUGCACGCCACCUACUGGGUAACGCCAGUGCUCCCAAUGCAGCCGAGUUCAGCCAGUGUGUGGAGCCAUUGGCUAAGCUUGCCUUGGAGCUUGCACAGAGGUCGGUUGCAGUUAUGGCUACUAGAGAUACGUCUGACACAGGCCCUACAGAAGGUAAUCUGUUCCUUCAGACAGCUAAAGGUCAGGCUGUUCGCCAGCAGGUCAAAGACUUCAUGAAACAAUACGUGUUUCCUGCUGAGGAGGAAGUUGCAGAGUACUACUCCAAAAACACUCAGUCUCCACAGAGGUGGCAUACGCCCCAAAUAAUAGAAGAUUUAAAGGUGAAAGCCAGAGAGGCAGGACUGUGGAACUUGUUCCUGCCUGCAGUCAGUGGUCUCAGUCAGUUGGACUAUGCUUACAUUGCAGAGGAAACUGGACGCUGCCUCUUUGCCCCUGAGGUCUUCAACUGCCAGGCUCCUGACACAGGAAAUAUGGAGGUGCUCCACAUGUUUGGCAGUGAGGAGCAGAAGAGGAAAUGGCUUGAGCCGCUGCUCAGAGGAGAGAUCCGUUCCUGCUUCUGUAUGACAGAGCCUGAUGUGGCAUCGAGCGAUGCUACCAACAUCGAGUGUACACUUUACAGGGAUGGAGACAACUACAUCAUAAAUGGCAAGAAAUGGUGGAGCAGUGGUGCUGGCAAUCCCAAGUGCAAAGUGUCCAUUGUGAUGUGCAGGAGCAGUUCUCAGGAUGUUAGCAGCAGGCACGGCCAACACAGUAUGAUCCUCGUCCCUAUGGACACACCUGGUGUAAAGCUUGUCAGACCGCUCACCGUGUUUGGACAGGAUGAUGCCAUCCAUGGUGGCCACUUUGAAGUGCACUUUGAAAAUGUGUGCGUCCCUGCCGCCAACAUUAUUCUGGGCGAGGGACGGGGAUUUGAGAUUGCCCAGGGUCGUCUGGGGCCAGGCAGGCUGCAUCACUGUAUGAGGGCCGUCGGUCUAGCAGAGUUGGCACUGGAGUUGCUCUGCCAGCGGGCCGCCUCCAGGCGCACAUUUGGAAAGAAACUUUACCAACAUGAAGUUGUUGCUCACUGCAUAGCAGAGUGCCGUCUCAUGAUAGAACAGACCCGCCUGCUGACUCUACAUGCUGCUCAUGCCCUGGAUACACUGGGUAGCCGAGCUGCUCGCAAAGAGAUUGCUAUGAUCAAGGUGGCAGCAGCCAGGAUGGCCUGUUAUGUGGUGGACUGUGCUAUACAGGUACAUGGAGGCGGGGGGGUGUCUGGAGACUUUCCACUAGCGCAGAUGUAUUCGUAUGCGCGGACUCUUCGCAUUGCUGAUGGGCCAGAUGAGGUACACCUCUCCUCCAUUGCUCGUCUAGAACUAAGAGAUCAACUAAAGAAGGCACAGGCCAAGUUGUAAAGUAACUGACAUCACAUGGCCAGAACAGCUUCCCUAAUUUUAAAUUUUCCUUAAAAGCACUGAUUUUUCAGCUUUUGUAAAAUUGUUUUUGCUGCCAAAACACACUAAAUGUAAAUAAAUUAUAAUUUGUAUAUAUUCU